AUGACAUUGAUUCAAAACCCCGAUGUUUUGCCAAAAAACAUUCCAGUCUGGCACUCUUGACUAUCUGAUUUUACAAUCUAAGCGAAAAUGUGGUAAUAAAUAAUAAUGCGUUGGCGUUUAUAUUUGGAACCGCGCGCGCGCCGGCUCUCGCGCCGACAGUGAGUGCCCGUUUCGACGCGCGAAUACGUCGAUCGACUCCCGCGCACCCUACGCCGUCGCCGCGGUGACGAAUUCUUCAUUACUAAAAUAGUGACGUGGUAGCCAGCAGCAUGGUGGCGGGUGACGUGACGAGGCGCGCGUCGCUCACGGCGCCGUCUAUGCACCGCCGGCCCUCGGUGCGUCGCGGCUCGAUCAUCAAAGGCUCUCAGUCUCAAUCCAAGGAGGUGCCGUGGGACAUAAUCGACCGGUGUGCGUUGCCGAUCGUGCUAUGCCACGCGUUAGCCGUGGUGCUCUCGACCGUGCUCAAUACUCUACACCUGAGCAGCAUCUCUGUGUUCACGUUAUUCCUCUGGUUCGCCAUCUCCGUCACCGGCUCCCUCUGGUUCUACCACAACCUGCAGGUGAGAGCAGCCGGCAAAGCGGUGUUGGUGACAGGCUGCGACAACGUCCUAGGCAACGCCGUGGCGAGAAGACUGGAUGACCUGGGCUACCACGUGUUCGCCGGCUUCCAGAGCAAGGCUGGGAAUAUCGACGCCGACAUGCUGAAGGAAGAUUGCUCCGGGCGGCUGCAUACUCUGCAGUUGGACAUCACUUCUGAGACCCAGAUCCUCUCCGCGUCGCUGUAUAUCGUGGACCACCUGCCAGAGGGCGCGCAGGGGUUGUGGGCCAUCGUAAACUGCGAGUCGUGGUGUGCGCUUGGCGAGCUCGAGUGGGUGCCGUUCUCAGUCAUCCGGCGCGCGAUGGAGGUGAAUCUGUUGGGUCCGUCCCGGCUGGUUCAGGUGAUGCUGCCGCUGGUGCGGCGCGCGCGCGGGCGGGUGGUGCUGGCGUCGUCGAUCCUGACGCACGUGGCGGCGCCGGUGCGCGGCGUGCACGCCGCCUCGCUCGCCGCGCUCGACGCGCUCGCCUCCUGCCUCCGCCGCGAGCUCAAGCCGCGCGGAGUGGACGUGGUGGUUGUGGCCGCCGGGGAAUAUACGACGGGCAGCGCCUGGCUGUCCGAGGAGAAGCUGCUGGAGCAAGCGCGGGACAUGUGGAAGCGGCUCAGCGACGAGCAGAAGGGCGCCUACGGCGAGGACUACUUCGAGACCGCGCUGCGUAGCCUGGAGAAAUACACCAAGAGCGCUGAUGCUGACUUGACGGCGGUGACCCGCGCGCUCAGCGACGGCGUGACGCGCACCUUCCCGCUGGCCCGCUACACCCCCGUGUCCCCGCGCGAGAAGCUCAAGUCCAUCCUGGCCGAGCACCUCCCGCGCUCCCUCUACGAAGGACUCUACACCGACUAAGCCAGUAUCACUGCUUUAGAUCUGCCUCGCAUUUCAUUUCCGAUAUUUCUCUUAACCAUCCUAUU
Molecule: messenger RNA, 1504 nt
Organism: Cydia amplana
Lineage: Eukaryota; Metazoa; Arthropoda; Insecta; Lepidoptera; Tortricidae
Product: D-beta-hydroxybutyrate dehydrogenase, mitochondrial
Exons: 8
Coding region: 270-1439 (389 amino acids)
Biological process (GO): steroid metabolic process
Cellular component (GO): intracellular membrane-bounded organelle
Molecular function (GO): oxidoreductase activity
Source: RefSeq, a predicted model, not a curated record